AUGGCCGUCGGGAAAAACAAGAGAAUCUCCAAGGGAAGAAAGGGAAGCAAGAAGAAGCUUGUUGAUCCUUUCUCCAAGAAGGAUUGGUAUGAUGUUAAGGCUCCAUCAAGCUUCACCCAGAGAAAUGUAGGAAAGACUCUCGUCUCCAGAACUCAGGGCACCAAAAUUGCCUCGGAAGGACUGAAACACAGAAUCUUCGAGGUUUCUCUUGCUGAUCUUCAAGGCAAUGAAGAUUACUCUUACAGGAAGAUCCGUCUCAGAGCUGAAGAUGUCCAGGGAAGGACUGUUUUGACCCAAUUCUGGGGCAUGGACUUCACAACCGACAAGCUCAGGUCCUUGGUUAAGAAGUGGCAGACUUUGAUCGAGGCUCAUGUUGAUGUUAAAACCACAGAUGGCUUCACUUUGAGGUUGUUCUGCAUCGGUUUCACCAAGAGACGUGCAAACCAAGUCAAGAGGACUUGCUAUGCUCAAUCCAGCCAAAUCCGUCAGAUUCGCAGGAAGAUGACGGAGAUAAUGGUUAGGGAAGCUUCGUCUUGUGACCUUAAGGUGCUAGUGGCAAAGCUUAUUCCAGAAGCUAUUGGCCAAGAGAUUGAGAAGGUUACACAGAGUAUCUACCCUCUUCAGAACGUUUACAUCCGUAAAGUCAAGAUCCUUAAGGCUCCCAAAUUCGACCUAGGAAAGCUCAUGGAGAUUCACGGAGAUGUCACUGGUGAGGAUGUUGGUGUCAAGGUAGAGAGGCCAGCCGAUGACGUGGUCGAGGAACCCACUGAACUCAUUGGAGCUUAA
This is a messenger RNA of Microthlaspi erraticum, 786 nucleotides long. The record is from the annotation of a GenBank genome assembly. Lineage: Eukaryota; Viridiplantae; Streptophyta; Magnoliopsida; Brassicales; Brassicaceae.